Messenger RNA from Xenopus laevis (African clawed frog), 1441 nucleotides. RefSeq lists its product as uncharacterized. The record is from RefSeq and is a predicted model, not a curated record. The coding region runs from base 383 to 1063 and encodes 226 amino acids. NCBI's taxonomy places the organism in Eukaryota, Metazoa, Chordata, Amphibia, Anura, Pipidae. The transcript has 11 exons.
CACAAAGCACAAAAGAAAUAUGGUCUGAACAUUGUACAGUGGGAAACUCUUGCUGGACAUCAUGAUGGACAGGAUAAACCAGAAAUCUCAGGGGAGGGAAGGACUAAGAAAGUGUUAGAGUUGUGCUUAGGGCAUGCAGUUCAGUGGGGGACAGCGGAGCAUAAUCUGUGAUGAAGACAUGGACAUAGACCACAGUAGCCUUUCUACAAAGUCAUCCAGUGGGCUCAAAAAAGAGCAGCCCGGGCCAAGCAGAACAUCUGUAUACGAAAGACCAGGACGUAUACUCUUUGCAGUUCUACAUUGAGAUGUAUCACCAGGAAAAUAUCCAUUUUGCCAUUUUUCCUCCAAUGAAAACAAAGAUUCUAGUGAUGUCUUGAUAUAUAUGAAUGAGAUGCAAUCCAAUAAUGUCCUGGCAACUUGGAUUAUAGAGAAGAGUAAAAUUCAUAACCACAGCGGGGAAUUACCUUUAUUUACUCAGGGACUGCUCUCAGUUAGAAAGGACGAGCAGCUGUCAGGUCAGGCCUCACUCCAGAGCCCAAAGCCAUCAAAGGCAGGGAGGAAAGGACAGCUUUUCUGCAGACGAGAGCAAUCACACAAAUACCUGAUGGCCAGCGUAUCUAACUCAUGCGUAAAUGACCUCUCAAUCGAUCUGAAGCCACAAAUUACAACAUACACAGUCCAAUUUGGCAGGCCGACAAGAUCUAGUCUUUUACGGUCUGCACAUCAAUCUGCAUCCUUAAGUAGAACCAUUCCAAUUCAGCAUGAGCUAUUGUCUGCUGAAUCAUCUCCAGGAAGAGCUUCUAGAGAAAGAAGAGGGCUGCAAGAGAUGCCUACCUCGCUUGGAGAGACAGCCCAUUCCUUUCUGGUUGGGGCUCGGUAUAACAGGAACUGCAUUGAUUCUCAAGCCUUUCAGAAAUAUGGGCUUUUUGUUUCCAGAAGGCAACCAAGAGUUUCCUUUCUCACCAACAGCAAAAUAGAUGGUCAGAUGACAAACCAGAGACAAGAAGAUGAAGCUGUAACUGGACAUCAAACUCAAGUAAAAACAUCUGACAAUCCCAACUGAUCUGCUCCAUUGAGUAUAGUUCUAACCCUGUCUUGAGGGCUCCGUGAUGGCCACUGGAUGAUGUACAACCAAAGAAAGACAAAAGCAUGUAAUAUUCCUGAAGUCGUCGUUCAAGAAUGAAAAUAAGGUCAUUUCUGCACACUGUGGAAAAUUACAAAGAGGAACAGUGGGAAUCUGAAAUGCAAACAAAAUCAACCCCUAAGAAGUUUCCUAAGGAUAUCCAUCAUUGUCAAAUCCUCUUUGCUAUAUAACUGUUGUAUGACCAGAGAAAAGCGUGCUGACUGCUGGAGAUAUUGUUUUCCUAAUACAAAUAUUAACCUAUGAGUUCCUCCUCUGAAUGUAACAAUAAACACAUUUCAACACCUGGUUCAAUAAACA